Diuraphis noxia (Russian wheat aphid) is the source of this 981-nucleotide messenger RNA. RefSeq lists its product as uncharacterized. The record is from RefSeq and is a predicted model, not a curated record. NCBI's taxonomy places the organism in Eukaryota, Metazoa, Arthropoda, Insecta, Hemiptera, Aphididae.
AUGUCAGUCCUAGACGACGACGCCAUAGCUUUGGUAGGCUUAGCUCUAAUUCUUAAAAACAAAAAACAAAAAAAACGCGAAAAAUGGGCCAAAGAUUGGCUCUUAAAACGAAAAAUCUACAGCCAUGUCAAUUUAUUAAAUGAAUUGAGAUUCGAACCACUGGAUUUCAAAAAUUAUUUACGAAUGGACGAGGAUACUUACCGUAAUCUACUGUCAAUGGUUGCGCCUUUAAUACAAAAACAAGACACUGUAAUGCGUAAAAGUAUUUCUCCGCAUGAGAGGUUAGCAGUUACCCUAAGGUUCCUCGCAACUGGAAGGACUUACGAAGACUUAAAAUACACUUCAGUCAUUUCAUCUCAAGCACUUGGAAAAAUUAUUCCAGAGACCUGUGAUGCUUUGUACCGAGUAUUACGUAGGGAAUAUUUAACGUUUCCUACAACUGAGGAAGAAUGGAAAGACAUUGCACAAUUAUUCGAGGAACGUUGGAACUUUCCACACUGUAUUGGUGCGCUCGACGGAAAGCACAUAAAUAUUGUUCCACCAGCUGGAAGUGGAUCCGAAUUUUUCAAUUAUAAAGGCCACCAUAGCAUGGUUCUCUUAGGUUUAGUAAAUGCAAAUUAUCAAUUUCUAUUGGUAGAUUUUGGAACAAAUGGCAGAAUUUCUGAUGGGGGUGUUCUUCAGAAUACAACGUUUUUCGAAAAACUACUAAAUGAAGAAUUAAACAUUCCUUGCGCAGACAACAUUGAGGGAAGUUCCAAGAAAUUACCAUAUGUUUUUGUUUGCGAUGAUGCCUUUCCGUUACGAACUGAUAUGCUUAAACCGUUUCGACAAUCACAUUUGGAUUGUUAUGAAAAAAAAAUAUUCAAUUACAGAUUUAAUAUUCAAAAAAUGGAAGUUGAUGAGUCGAAAUCUAAUUCUGAAUGUGAAGCAGACAUACUUCAUCAAGUUGAAACAAAAAUAAGGAUAAAAAAAAAAUAUUGA